AUGAUUGCCACACCGCCGCUCUCUCCGCGCGCCCGGGCGCCAGCCGCAGCUGCCCUCCUCCUCCUCUCGCUCGCCCUCCUCUCCGUGUCAUUUCGCGCGUGGCCGCCUCUGCUGCAAGGAGGAGACGGCCGGGCAAACAGCACCCGCGCCCGCCUCUUCGACGCCGGAUUCCUGUUCGCCAAGACGGAUGUCAAAACGAACGUCAAGACUACCGUCGGAGUCGGCGACAAGCCCGCCCAGCUCGCACUGGAGUAUGCAAAGUCUGUCAGCGGAAAGGCGCACGGAAAGGGGCAGGGCAGGAGGCGGCCGGCCUGGCGGCGGCAGAAGGGCUACUCAUACGGCGCGGCAGCUGCGUCCUAUUAUUCUGCGGGCUCUUACGGCGCCGGCUACUACGAUGGAGGCUCCCGGCUCGGAGUCCGCGCAGUGCCGCCUCCUGAGAAGGAGCGAGGCCUCGCGGCGACCUCCAGCGCGGCGACCUCCAGCGCAGCGCGGCGACCUCUAGCCGACUCUGCUUUGGCCUCCGCCGACGCUGCGGCCGCGACCGACGCGUCCGGCGCCGCUGCUCGCGACUUUGACGGCUUCUUCACGCUGAUGGAGGUCAAGGUCGAGACGAACGUGCCAGUCACCGUCGGCGUGGGCGACAAGGCGGCCGCCGCUGCCAUCGCCUCUGCCUCCAAGGAGAGCGGAGGGCCGCCCGUCAGCGUGAGCGUGGCGCCCAAGAUCGCCUUCACCGGCUCCUCGAAGACCUGCUCGUGCAACGCCUGCGACGGGACGCCCUGCUCGCCCGGCGCUGGCAACAGCGCGCACCGCUGCAGCCGGUGCGGCCCGUCCACCCCGGCGUGCUACGGCGAUUCCUCCUCGCCGGCGGGCCGCGGCGCUUGCUUCUUUGUCGGAGAGCCCAAUCUGGAGGGCGGCCUCUGCGACUGCCCCUAG
This is a messenger RNA of Emiliania huxleyi CCMP1516, 933 nucleotides long. RefSeq lists its product as hypothetical. The coding region runs from base 1 to 933 and encodes 310 amino acids. The record is from RefSeq and is a predicted model, not a curated record. NCBI's taxonomy places the organism in Eukaryota, Haptophyta, Isochrysidales, Noelaerhabdaceae. The transcript has 2 exons.